Molecule: messenger RNA, 1945 nt
Organism: Mus pahari (shrew mouse)
Lineage: Eukaryota; Metazoa; Chordata; Mammalia; Rodentia; Muridae
Gene: Rit1
Product: Ras like without CAAX 1
Exons: 6
Coding region: 201-860 (219 amino acids)
Biological process (GO): Ras protein signal transduction
Cellular component (GO): plasma membrane
Molecular function (GO): GDP binding; GTP binding; calmodulin binding
Source: RefSeq, a predicted model, not a curated record
UGGACAGGGCGGGGGUGACGGUGGCGGGGAAGUGGGGGAGCCACGGCCACCGGGAAAGAACGCGGCACUGUCAGCGCUCAGCACCCAUCCGGCGCCUUCCUCCUGGCACGCUGCCCCAAUCUAAAGAGAAGUCCAAGUUCUUUUUAGUUUUCUGGAAAAAGAGGCCUUUCCCGGGGGCCUAAGAACUGCCCGGGAGGACGAUGGAGUCCGGAGCUCGCCCAGUUGUUAGCAGCUGUAGCAGUCCUGCUGCACUCUCCCGGGAAUACAAACUGGUGAUGCUGGGUGCCGGCGGAGUUGGGAAGAGUGCCAUGACAAUGCAGUUCAUCAGCCACCGAUUCCCAGAAGACCAUGACCCCACCAUUGAAGAUGCUUAUAAGAUCCGGAUCCGCAUUGAUGAUGAGCCCGCCAACCUGGACAUCCUGGACACAGCAGGACAGGCAGAGUUUACAGCCAUGCGGGAUCAGUAUAUGAGGGCAGGAGAAGGAUUUAUCAUCUGUUACUCCAUCACGGAUCGUCGAAGUUUCCACGAAGUUCGGGAGUUUAAACAGCUGAUUUACCGGGUCCGACGCACUGAUGAUACACCGGUGGUUCUUGUGGGAAACAAAUCUGAUCUAAAGCAGCUGAGGCAGGUCUCCAAGGAGGAGGGAUUGUCUCUGGCUCGAGAAUUCAGUUGUCCCUUUUUUGAGACCUCGGCUGCCUACCGUUACUACAUCGAUGACGUUUUCCAUGCCCUCGUACGGGAGAUCCGUAAGAAAGAGAAGGAGUUAGUACUGGCCAUGGAGAAAAAGGCUAAACCCAAAAGCAGCGUAUGGAAGAGACUGAAGUCACCGUUCAGGAGGAAGAAAGACUCAGUCACCUGAAGGAAGCGGGCUGUGCCUGCUGUGAACUGCAGUGCUCCUCCAUGCAGUCCAGUAAUCUGCAGCAGUGAGCACGCUGUCUGCUCUCUGCUAUGUGGUUAUUCUAAACGUCACUGGCAGGGGACUCGCCUACUGGGAGCUGUCAUUGACUUACUGUCUAAAGCCCUGUGCUCAGUGACUCCCACACAUGAACUCCUCAGGGCCGUGUCUAUUCCUUAAUUGUCACAUUAGAAUUUUGUUGGCCAUUGUUUUGGUUAUGUUGCUGAUGUAAAUUUAUUCCUGUAAAUGGUUUCUACCCAGGAGAGUAUGUGUACCGUGCGCACUUGACUAAGUUUACAACAGAACGUUGUGUUGUAUUCUCCCCACCACCCUUUAACCUGAACUUCCUGGUACCAUCUCACAGAAGGACCUCUGCGUUGUGUAGCCACACUGUGCGUCCUGGAGACAGAGCAGAGACUGAGUAGGGAAACUGGCGUGGAAGGUGAGCAGACGUCUGCGGAGUGGACUGCUGUGGUGGACUGUGGAGUGCAGAGGUUUAGGGAGAUCCUGCCAUGUGCUCACACAAGAAGACAUAGCCGGAAACAUGCAGGGUCAGACCAGUGUCCCUACAGUGAGCCCCAGAACUGCACAUUUGACCCACAGGCGCUCGGGUGGUGAAAAGGGACAGAAGUGUAUUUCUCUCUGAACGUGCUGGGGUCUUCCCUCUGUGUCUGCCUUUCUUUACCUGUGCGACCUGGUUCUGGAUCCGGGACCAUUGCUAGAUGACUUGAAUCUUACUGAAACCCUUUGUUGGGCUAGGCAUGUGGCUCACUGCUGUAAUCCUAGUAUUUCAAAGUCUGAAGCAGGAGGACUACCAUGAGUUUGAGAUUACCCUGGAUUACAGAGUGCGAGCCUGUCUCAGAAAAACAAAAGCACAAGUAAAUAAAAACAAAUUCUUUCUUAGGACCGCUACACCCCAGGCCUUCUCCACUUUUCUAUCCCCUUUGAAGAGUCAGGCGAGGCCUGAUGGCUUUUAGGCCUUUCAUCAACUAAUGUCAUUGUCCAAACAGAAGAGCCAUCAGGAGUCUGAGUAAAAUUGUGUUCCCUUG